AUGAAUUCUGCACUGCCAUCUGGAGUUGAAAAUACUUUUCUGGUAGAGGUAAUAGGAGAAUUCAUGAUUGGAAUGCUGGGGAAUGGGUUCAUUGUACUAGUUAACUGCAUUGACUGGGUGAAGAGACCGAAGUUCUCAUCAGCUGACUGCAUCCUCACCGGCCUGGCAAUCUCCAGAAUCAGUCAACGUUGGAAAAUGCUAUUUGACUCGUUUGUACUGGUGUUAUGGCCACAUCUAUAUGCCAUUGAUAAACUGGCAAAAAUUUUUUGGACCCUGUCCAAUCACCUAGCUACCUGGUUUGCUACCUGUCUAAGUGUUUUCUGCCUCUUUAAAGUAGCCAGUUCCUCCCACCCCUGCUUCACCUGGCUGCGGUGGCAAAUUCGAGUGGUACUUGUGCUUCUGUUGGGGUCUUUGUUCUUACUGUUUUUGAACUUUGAAUUAGUAGAUGCGUUUAAUGGUGUCUGGACUAACGUCUACAAAAUAUAUGAAAGAAACUCAACAGGGCCCUCAGAUGUAAGUAAAACUCUGUAUCUUGACGUGUUGAUUGUUUUCACCUUCAUCUGCCUAAUCCCCUUUCUUCUGUCCCUGACCUCAUUGCUCCUUUUAUUCCUCUCCUUGAUGAGACACACCAGGAAUUUGCAGCUCAACCCCAGCUCAAAGGACUUCAGCAUAGAGGCCCAUAAAAGAGCCAUGAAAAUGGUGAUGUCUUUCCUCCUCCUCUUCACGGUUCACGUUUCUUCUGUCCUAUUAACAGGUUGGGUUUUCCUUAAACUGCAGAAACAUCAAGCCAAUUUGGUUGUCAUGUUAACUUUGACUCUUUUUCCUUCAAGCCACUCAUUUAUCCUAGUUUUGGCAAACAGCAAGCUGAGACAAAAUGCCUUAGGACUACUGUGGUAUCUUAACUGCCACCUGAAAAGAGUGAAACCUGUAGCUUCAUAG
Molecule: messenger RNA, 939 nt
Organism: Balaenoptera acutorostrata (minke whale)
Lineage: Eukaryota; Metazoa; Chordata; Mammalia; Artiodactyla; Balaenopteridae
Gene: TAS2R42
Product: taste 2 receptor member 42
Biological process (GO): G protein-coupled receptor signaling pathway; detection of chemical stimulus involved in sensory perception of bitter taste; sensory perception of taste
Cellular component (GO): membrane
Molecular function (GO): G protein-coupled receptor activity
Source: RefSeq, a predicted model, not a curated record